Molecule: messenger RNA, 243 nt
Organism: Caenorhabditis angaria
Lineage: Eukaryota; Metazoa; Nematoda; Chromadorea; Rhabditida; Rhabditidae
Source: the annotation of a GenBank genome assembly
AUGCUUCCACCACAUUUGGCAGCUCUCACUCUCUCAUUCAUUAUCAUUGGUGUCAUCUUGUUUUUCAUACUCGCCCUUCGCGCUUUACAACUCUUCUAUUAUUGUUUGGAAAUCAUCUGCUUCAAAUACAUCUUGGUUUGCGACGAUCGCGCAUUGUUGGAUGAACGAUGCAAAUAUUAUCUCGAAGCUGGAUAUGUUAUCGAACCAAUCAUCCCAUUCCAAUCUAACAUGCCCAAAUACUGA